This is a messenger RNA of Neofelis nebulosa (Clouded leopard), 6108 nucleotides long. RefSeq lists its product as uncharacterized. Gene Ontology annotation, molecular function: RNA-DNA hybrid ribonuclease activity; aspartic-type endopeptidase activity; nucleic acid binding. Lineage: Eukaryota; Metazoa; Chordata; Mammalia; Carnivora; Felidae. The record is from RefSeq and is a predicted model, not a curated record. The transcript is spliced from 2 exons. Gene Ontology annotation, biological process: virion assembly; proteolysis; DNA integration.
AUGGAUCCAGAAGUCCCUGGGAACCAGGCUGCUGUCGUUAUGUCCUUUGUAAAUCAAGCAGCUCCUGACAUUAAGAAAAAACUCCAAAGGCUAGAGGAUUUAGAAGGUAAACAGAUCCAGGAUCUGCUCCAUAUAGCACAACGGGUCUACAACAACAGGGACGCUCCAGAAGAGAGACAGAUCAAGGCCACAGAGAAAAUGACUAAAGUCCUGGCCGCUAUAGUCCAGAAAGAACAGCCACCCCCAGAAGGCACUCAAACAACACGCCCUCCCAGGCGGCACUUAGAUAAAGAUCAAUGCGGAGGACGGGGUUCGGAUCCCCUCCCCGAACCUAGGGUAACAUUGCAAGUGGAGGGGACCCCGGUCCAGUUCCUAGUUGAUACCGGGGCACAGCACUCAGUUCUGGUCAAGCCCCAUGGAAAAGUAUCUGAAAAAUCAUCCUGGGUACAAGGGGCCACCGGAAUAAAGAAGUACCCCUGGACAACUCAGAGGACUGUGGACUUAGGAACUGGGAAGGUAACUCACUCCUUCCUGGUCAUUCCCGACAGCCCCUGCCCCCUGUUGGGGAGAGAUUUGCUUACCAAAAUGGGGGCCCAAAUUCAUUUCCAACCGGGGGGACCCACAGUGACUGACUUCCACAACCAACCCGUAUCUCUACUCACUGUGAAACUAGAAGAUGAAUAUAGGCUCCAUCAGGAACCCACUCCUCUGGAUCAGGGCAUCGAGCCCUGGCUUCAAUGCUUCCCAGACGCGUGGGCAGAAACGGGUGGUAUGGGGCUAGCAAAACAUCACCCAGCCCUAUUUAUAGAGGUCAAGCCCAGGACGGACCCCGUCCGCGUGCGCCAAUACCCCAUGCCCACAGAAGCCAAAAAUAGCAUCACACCGCAUAUCCGCCGCCUCCUUGACUUCAGGGUCCUAUGGACCUGCCACUCAGCAUGGAAUAUCCCCCUGCUGCCCGUGCACAAACCCAACAGUGGGGAAUACAGACCAGUGCAGGACCUGAGAGAAGUCAAUAAGCGGGUGAUAGACAUACAUCCAACCGUUCCUAACCCCUAUACUCUCUUGAGCGCCCUCAGCCCAGAAAACCAAUAGUAUACUGUUCUGGAUCUAAAAGAUGCUUUUUUCAGCCUACCACUAGCGCCUAAAAGUCAAGAGCUAUUUGCAUUCGAGUGGACAGAUCCAGACAGGGACAUAAAUGGCCAGCUCACUUGGACCAGAGUGCCACAAGGAUUCAAAAACUCUCCGACCCUGUUCGAUGAGGUUCUACACGAAGAUUUAAGUGAGUACAGACAACAACACCCUAAUAUAACUCUCCUACAGUACGUUGAUGAUCUCUUAAUAGCUGCCGAGACGCCUGAAGCCUGCAUCCAGGGAACCGAAGGUCUCCUGCGAACUCUGGGAACCUUAGGCUACCACGCCUCAGCAAAGAAGGCUCAGAUCUGCAAUUCAGAGGUAACUUACCUGGGUUACUUACUGAGAGGGGGGCAGCGCUGGCUAACGGAUGCCCAGAAGGAGACUGUCCUUCGUAUUCCCAGACCGCAGACACCACGACAGGUGAGGGAAUUCCUAGGGUCGGCUGGGUUCUGCAGACUAUGGAUACCAGGGUUUGCUGAAUUAGCAAAACCUUUAUACCAGGCAACAAAAGAUCAACAGCCCUUUAGUUGGACGGAAGAAGCCGAACAGGCCUUCCAACAAAUCAAAACUGCUCUGCUAUCAGCACCUGCCCUGGGACUCCCCGAUGUCUCCAAACCCUUCCACCUAUAUGUAGAUGAAAACCGAGGCAUAGCUAAGGCGGUGCUAACUCAGCAUUUGGGCCCUUGGUGCAGGCCAGUAGCCUAUCUGUCUAAAAAGCUAGAUCCAGUGGCCGCUGGAUGGCCACCCUGUCUCCGGAUGAUUGCAGCCACUGCCCUAAUGGUAAAGGACGCUGAUAAGCUGACCAUGGGCCAAGAGCUACAAGUCACCACCCCGCAUGGCAUCGAGGGCAUCCUCAAGCAGCCGCCUGACCGAUGGCUGAGCAAUGCCCAACUCACUCAUUACCAGGGACUGCUGUUGAACCCCCUCAGGGUCAUCUUCACCCCCCCAAUGGCCCUGAACCCAGCAUCACUGCUGCCAGACCCAGACAUGGGAACCCCACUUCAUGACUGCACCGACAUAGUGGCUCAAGUUUAUGGGGUCCAGGAGGACUUGCAGGACCAACCAUUAUCGGAUGCGGACGCCAUCUGGUUCACCGAUGGAAGCAGCUUCGUUCACCAGGGACAAAGGUAUGCGGGGGCGGCCGUAACUUCAGAAACCGAGGUGGUUUGGGCAGAAGCCCUACCCCCCGGAACCUCAGCCCAGAAGGCUGAACUAAUAGCCUUAACCCAGGCCCUAAAAUUAGGAAGAGACCGCAAGCUAACCGCAUACACUGAUAGCCAAUAUGCCUUCGCCACCGCUCAUGUACAUGGGGCGAUAUACAGAGAACGGGGGCUCCUCACAGCUGAAAAGAAAGACAUCAAAAAUAAAGAAGAGAUUCUAGCCCUGCUAGCAGCCUUAUGGGAACCCAAAAAGCUAGCGAUUGUGCAUUGCCCAGGACACCAGAAGACAACCGACCCAGUUUCCCGGGGCAACAAUUUGGCCGAUCAGACUGCAAAAAACAUAGCCCAGCCCCCAGUGCAAUUACUGACCCUACAGCUGCCAGACCCUGGACCCCGGGAAUUGCCCCCCAGCCCUGAGUAUUCAGAAAGCGACAUUCAAUGGAUGAGUAAACUUCUUAUGACCCAAAUCAAAGAUGGCUGGUGGAGAGACUCCAAAAGCAGCAUUAUACUCCCAGAUAAACUAGGAUGGCAAGUUCUAGAGCGGAUCCAUCACAGCACCCACUUAGGUUCCCGGCGAAUGUUGGACUUACUGAGACAGACUGGACUAAAAAUCAGAAAUGUCUCUGAUAAGGUCGAUCAAGUAGUCACUAAAUGUACAGUGUGCUAACUCAACAACGUGAGUAGCAAUCCUCAGACAACAGGGGUAAGACAAAGAGGGAGCACCUAUAGACCGGGGACCUAUUGGGAAGUAGAUUUCACUGAGGUAAAACCAGGAAAAUAAGGAUAUAAGUAUUUGCUAGUUUUUGUAGAUACCUUUUCAGGAUGGACUGAAGCCUUUCCAACCAAGAAUGAAACGGUGCAGAUUGUAGCCAAAAAGAUCCUAGAAGAAAUCCUGCCCAGGUAUGGUUUUCCAGUAAUGAUAGGGUCAGACAAUGGACCUGCAUUCGUCUCUAAGGUAAGUCAGGGACUGGCUUCCAUACUUGGGGCUGAUUGGAAAUUACAUUGUGCAUACCGACCCCAAAGCUCAGGACAGGUAGAGAGAAUGAACAGAACAUUAAAAGAGACCCUAACCACAUUGACCAUGGAGACUGGCGCUAAUUGGGUGGUCCUUCUCCCCUACGCUCUGUUCAGGGUGCGUAAUUCCCCAUACAAACUGGGACUCACACCCUAUGAAAUAAUACAUGGUAGACCACCCCCCAUCAUCCCUAACCUAAAAGAUAACCUUGUCAAAGCUGAGGACGGUAAUAGUCUUGAAUUCUUGUUCUCCCUACAAGCCUUGCAGAGGGUCCAUGAAGAUGUAUGGCCCAAAUUAAAGGAACUGUAUGAGACUGGACCCCCGCCUAUUCCACAUCAAUUCCGUCCAGGGGAUUGGGUCCUCAUCAAACGUCAUUGGCAGGGAACUCUGGAGCCCAGGUGGAAAGGACCCUUCCAGGUCAUCCUGACAACGCCUACUGCCAUCAAAGUGGACAGAAUCGCCACCUGGAUCCAUUUCGCCCACGCCAAACCAGUGGACCCGUUCUCAGACCUCAUCGGACCUUCAAAGACAACCUGGACUGUUGAUCGGACUAAGGACAAUCCUUUAAAAUUGACCCUACGCCGCCAACGGACUGAGCCGUAACUAUGGUACUUGCCCUCCUCUUGAUGUUCUGCAAAUUCUGUCUGUAAAUCCAAACCCCCACAACCCCUAUAAUUUGACAUGGGAAAUUACUAACUUAGAGACUCAUGAAAUCUACAACAAAAUCCUAGGAACUGCCCCAUUAAAUACCUGGUGGCCAGAUUUAUAUUUUAAUUUAGAAAAAAUUAGUCCAUUAGAAGAAAUGGAAGGAGGUAAAUGGAGGCAACUGCAAAGGAGGGUAUCAAUAAGUAGAAAUGGAUUUUAUGCACGUCCGGGAUUUAGGACGGGGGCGAUGAGGCACACAUGUGGAGGGUUUGAAACCCUCUAUUGCGCAGCCUGGAGUUGUGUCACCUCCAAUUAUGGGGAAUGGAAGUAGGAAGUAAAUCCCAAUUUAUUGAAAUGUCCUAUGUCCGACCAUGUAUCCGCACCAGGUAUGAUGAAAACUGUAACCUUAUUCGUGUAAGAUUUACAGAGGAAGGAAAAAAGGACAGGCGAUGGGUCUCAGGACUCACUUGGGGACUCUACUUAUAUCAAUAUCCCCUCUUUGGGACUGCCAUUCAAAUAAAAUUAAAAGUCUCCCCUCUUGUACAACCAGUGGGGCCAAAUCAGGUAUUGAAAAAAAAAAAAAAAAACAGAUAAGCUUAUCCCCAGGCAGAUCUCCACUACUCCCUCCAGCAGGACCCCCAUCCUUACCCCAGGAGUAAAAGCACAAGCUGUCCAAGAAAAUCAGAACCCAGAAGGCAUAGACUCCCUAUGGAAAUUGCUAACAGCAGUGUAUGAGGCCUUAAACCGAUCGGACCCUGAGGCAACAAGGGCCUGCUGGCUAUGUUAUGAUAUAAAACCCCCCUUCUACGAAGCCAUAGGUCUAGCUGCCCCUUUCUCACAAUCAGGAGAAGAGUCGCCAGCAGCUUGCAAGUGGAAUCGAAAGGGCCCCGGCCUCACAUUGCAAGCGGUCACGGCAAUGGGACUUGUAUAGGAAAGGUCCCCUCUAGCCAUAUCCAGCUCUGUGCCCUGAAUAAUUACUCUAUAGAUGAAUCUAAAUGGAUAAUUCCAGCUCCUGACAGUUGGUGGAUUUGUUCUAAGACAGGGCUCACCCCAUGUGUUAGCAGAAAUGUUUUUAAUUCGUCAGCCAAAUAUUGUAUCAUGGUAUUAGUAUUUCCAAAGGUUAUUUACCACCGAGAAAAUGUUGUAUAUGAUCUGUGGAUAGAAGGGACGAAAGCAAGAGAGUCAAUAAGAGCAAAACAGGAACCCUUUAUGGCCAUAACCUUGGCCACCUUAUUUGGCCUCGGUACCAUAGGGGCAGGAACAGGGAUCUCAUCACUAGCCAUCCAGCACCGGGGGUUCAAUAGCCUAAGGGAAGCCAUUGAUGAGAAUAUAGCCAUACUUGACUCAAUCUCGCACCUCAAAAAAUCUCUGACCUCCCUUUCUGAAGUGGUCCUACAGAACCGAAGGGGGCUAGAUCUAGUCUUCCUCCAACAGGGAGGUUUAUGUGCCUUAAGAGAAGAAUGUUGUUUUUAUGCUAACCACACCGGAGUAGUCCAAGAGUCCAUGGCUAAAGUUAGAGAAGGCCUGGCCAAACGGAAGCGUGAACGAGAAUAACAACAAGGCUGGUUUGAGUCUUGGUUCAAUCAGUCCCCAUGGCUAGCCACCCUGCUUUCUGCUCUAGCUGGGCCCCUUAUACUCCUCCUUCUCCUCCUCACCUUCAGGCCUUAUAUUAUUAAUAAACUAGUUGCCUUUAUCAAAGACUGAGUUAACACGAUCCAACUGAUGGUCCUUAGGACCCAAUACCAACCUAUCAUUACCGAAACAUUUGAGUCAGACACACAAGAUCCAAGAUUGGCUCUUAAGGCACCAAAGAGAGGGGGGAAUGAAAGGCUAAGAGAAAAAUUACCAGGUGUACUCACAACUGCAAAGAAAAGACCUCCCACCCCUCCACCCCCGCCGUUCCAGGAACCAGCCAGGGCGUGCCCGGUUGUGGUCUGACCUAAAGGUGGGAACCAAUCAAGUUCUGCUGAAUGUUCAAAUUUAAAUGUCAACCAAUAACAGCUCUGUAGCCGCGAAAAAUCCCUAACUUGUUUGUGCUUGUCUAUAAAAGAAGCUGUAAGAUCCUCGCUCGGGACCUCUUAGCGUCACUGGUAACGAGUGCGCGGAGGUCCGGGUUCGAACCUGCAAUAAACGACCCUUGCCGCUUGGCUUUGA